Gorilla gorilla gorilla (western lowland gorilla) is the source of this 5146-nucleotide messenger RNA. It is a transcript of the gene SRPRA, whose product is annotated as SRP receptor subunit alpha. Gene Ontology annotation, cellular component: signal recognition particle receptor complex; endoplasmic reticulum membrane. Gene Ontology annotation, molecular function: ATP hydrolysis activity; GTP binding; signal recognition particle binding. Gene Ontology annotation, biological process: SRP-dependent cotranslational protein targeting to membrane; intracellular protein transport. The transcript is spliced from 14 exons. The coding region runs from base 26 to 1960 and encodes 644 amino acids. The record is from RefSeq and is a predicted model, not a curated record. NCBI's taxonomy places the organism in Eukaryota, Metazoa, Chordata, Mammalia, Primates, Hominidae.
CCCCAGCUCCUCUGCCGCUGCCGCCAUGCUCGACUUCUUCACCAUUUUCUCCAAGGGCGGGCUUGUGCUCUGGUGCUUCCAGGGCGUUAGCGACUCAUGCACCGGACCCGUUAACGCGUUGAUUCGUUCCGUGCUGCUGCAGGAACGGGGAGGUAACAACUCCUUCACCCAUGAGGCACUCACACUCAAGUAUAAACUGGACAACCAGUUUGAGCUGGUGUUUGUGGUUGGUUUUCAGAAGAUCCUGACACUGACAUAUGUAGACAAAUUGAUAGAUGACGUGCAUCGGCUGUUUCGGGACAAGUACCGCACAGAGAUCCAACAGCAAAGUGCUUUAAGUUUAUUAAAUGGCACUUUUGAUUUCCAAAAUGACUUCCUGCGGCUCCUUCGUGAAGCAGAGGAGAGCAGUAAGAUCCGUGCUCCCACUACCAUGAAGAAAUUUGAAGAUUCUGAAAAGGCCAAGAAACCUGUGAGGUCCAUGAUUGAGACACGGGGGGAAAAGCCCAAGGAAAAAGCAAAGAAUAGCAAAAAAAAGGGGGCCAAGAAGGAAGGUUCUGAUGGUCCUUUGGCUACCAGCAAACCAGUCCCUGCAGAAAAGUCAGGUCUUCCAGUGGGUCCUGAGAACGGAGUAGAACUUUCCAAAGAGGAGCUGAUCCGCAGGAAGCGCGAGGAGUUCAUUCAAAAGCAUGGGAGGGGUAUGGAGAAGUCCAACAAGUCCAUGAAGUCAGAUGCUCCAAAGGAGAAGGGCAAAAAAGCACCCCGGGUGUGGGAACUGGGUGGCUGUGCUAACAAAGAAGUGUUGGAUUACAGUACUCCCACCACCAAUGGAACCCCUGAGGCUGCCUUGUCUGAGGACAUCAACCUGAUUCGAGGGACUGGGUCUGGGGGGCAGCUUCAGGAUCUGGACUGCAGCAGCUCCGAUGACGAAGGGGCUGCUCAAAACUCUACCAAACCUAGUGCGACCAAGGGAACACUGGGUGGCAUGUUUGGUAUGCUGAAGGGCCUUGUGGGUUCAAAGAGCUUGAGUCGUGAAGACAUGGAAUCUGUGCUGGACAAGAUGCGUGAUCAUCUCAUUGCUAAGAACGUGGCUGCAGACAUUGCCGUCCAGCUCUGUGAAUCUGUUGCCAACAAGUUGGAAGGGAAGGUGAUGGGGACGUUCAGCACGGUGACUUCCACAGUAAAGCAAGCCCUGCAGGAGUCCCUGGUGCAGAUUCUGCAGCCGCAGCGUCGUGUAGACAUGCUCCGGGACAUCAUGGAUGCCCAGCGUCGCCAGCGCCCUUAUGUCGUCACCUUCUGCGGCGUUAAUGGAGUGGGGAAAUCUACUAAUCUUGCCAAGAUUUCCUUCUGGUUGUUAGAGAAUGGCUUCAGUGUCCUCAUUGCUGCCUGUGAUACAUUUCGUGCUGGGGCCGUGGAGCAGCUGCGUACACACACCCGGCGUUUGAGUGCCCUACACCCUCCAGAGAAGCAUGGUGGCCGCACCAUGGUGCAAUUGUUUGAAAAGGGCUAUGGCAAGGAUGCUGCUGGCAUUGCCAUGGAAGCCAUUGCUUUUGCACGUAACCAAGGCUUUGACGUGGUGCUGGUGGACACGGCAGGCCGCAUGCAAGACAAUGCCCCUCUGAUGACUGCCCUGGCCAAACUCAUUACUGUCAAUACACCUGAUUUGGUGCUGUUUGUAGGAGAAGCCUUAGUAGGCAAUGAAGCCGUGGACCAGCUGGUCAAGUUCAACAGAGCCUUGGCUGACCAUUCUAUGGCUCAGACACCUCGGCUCAUUGAUGGCAUUGUUCUUACCAAAUUUGAUACCAUUGAUGACAAGGUAAACGUGAGACUGGAGGCUGGAAUGGGCGUCCUGCACAAAGGAGCUGAGGCUGCAAGGAAAUCUUGGCUCCAGCGCUUCCUGUUCCUGAGAGGAAACAGCGUCUUGCUUUAUUGCUCAGACUGUAGGGCAGUGAUGCAAUCAUAGCUCACUGCAGACUCCAACUCCUGGGCUCAAGUGAUCCUCCUGCCUCAACCUCCCAAGCAGCUGGACUACAGGUGUGUGCCACCACACCUGGCUAAUUUUUUGCAGAGACAGGUUCUCACUAUGUUGCUCACACUCAUCUUGAACUCCUGGCCUCAAGUGAUCCUCCCACCUGGGCCUCCCACAGUGUUGGGAUUACAGGACAAAUUACCUGUACUUUUGCCCUCCUAAGAUGCAUUCAGGUUGACAAUGAAAAUACUUACAUAAGUUUUCAGGAAAUAUUCUGUGCACAACAGCCAAGUCUUUUUGGAAUUAGAUGGAUGAGUCACACUAGCCAUACUCUGGAGCCUGGCAAUGUGAGGUUUUGAAAAAGCAUUCUUCAGUUUAGCUGAUACCAAAAAUGUUUGUGUUUUGUGCGGUUACUGGGAAUUUGCCUGCAGCCACUAAUCAGCUGAAUCUUUAAUCACCAUUUUGCUCUUUAUUGUUAGAAUGUGGAGGUAAAAUAUCAAGUGUAUGAUACCCCUAUCCUCUGACUUGCAUAUCACCAUUAUCUGUUUCCAAAUAGCAUUUCUAAAAGUUAGUUUUCUGUUUGUAUAUAAUAAUCAUCAUAGAAAAUGCCAAUACAGAAACCAAAAAAUCAACACUUUAAAUCCUACUAAAGAUAGCCACUUAAUUUAGUAAACAUUCCAGAUAUAUUUCUACACGCACCAAAGAAAAAAAAAAUGUACAAUUCUAUAUGAAUAUAGCUGACCAUGGUAUUUACAACCUGCUUUUUCUUCCUUUACUCAUAUGUCUCUAACUUUUUUUUUAUGGCAAUGAAAACAUUUUCCCUUCUAUGGUUUCAUUGUAUUUCAUCAAUUAAAUAAAUAUUGGCAUAUCUGUAGAAUCUCUACCAAUUUUAGGAUCCUUCCAAUUUUUUGCCACUACAUUCAAUGGAGAUUACAUUCCCACGCAUGCAUCUUUGUACAAUUGUGUGAUUGUGCAAUCAUCCAAUUAUCUCCUUAUGAGAAACUUCUUCUAGGAUAAAUUGUUUUGAUGGGAUUUCUAGGUCAAAGAUUUGAAAAUUUUUGUUACAUCUUCUAAUUUAUGGUCAUAAAAGUUGUACUAACUUUACCUUUCCACAAAUACUCCAUGAAUAAAUUUAUUUUCUCACAGCCUUAGCCAAAACUGAGUGAUCUUUCUUCGCUAUUUUGUAAUCUAAAUUCAAACUGCAUUUCAUUGAUAACUAGUGAGGCUGAACAUCUGUUUUCUUCAUUCUUCCUAUGUCUAUAUUGAACUGCUCAAGUAUUCCUUUUUGUCUGUCUUCCCAUAACCCAAAUGGCACUUUAGUCUAACCUGAAGACUGUGGCCUCCUUUACAAUUUGGUCAGUCAUUACAUUCCUCAUCUUGGCAACUAUUUUGCCCAUCACAUCACAAAUACACAAAGGGCUGAAGAGCUGUUGUUCUCUGAUUCCCCUCAGCUUCAAAAUGCAUCUUACCUGAUGUACCCCUUGUGGAGAUCUCACAUGUCAGUCGCUUGAAAUAUUCUGGAAGAUCGGCAUAGUCAUCUCCAUAGGAGAUGACUUUAAUCCCCUUGUCCAGCAUGUUUUCUCGAAGCUUUUUGAACUCAUCUACGUCUCCUCUCCGAACCAGCAUGAAAUGUUCUAGGUCAGAUUUAUGCUUGACAGCCUCCAAGAAAAGGGCCUGGAAAGUGGUGUCAUCCACAGUCCAGCCACAGCCCAGGAAAAGAAAUGACUUGUUUUCGUAGAGUUUCUGAAUUUCUCUCUGGAAGGAAGAGAUACAACAUAUUGACAUUGUGAAGACACACUCAAGGCAAGUCUGAAACAAGAAGGUCAUGCUACGUUGAGCAGACUGUGAUGACCAAUUAAGCAAGACUUAAGUGGGUUGGUAUGUCCCAUCAAGGAGUGUGAUCUCUUGCUUAUUGCUGUAACUUGAUGAUUGGUCUAAAAUUUUAUCUUUACCUGCCAUUCUUCUGUAGGCUCUCUAAUCAGCGUUUCAUAGAGCUGGUGUCAGUGUACUGGUCCAGUAGUUUCCUUCUUUAUUUUUUAUGCUUUAUAUAUUUUUUGAGACGGAGUCUCACUCUGUCACCUGGGUUAGAGUGUAGUGGUGUGACCUCGGCUUACUGCAACCUCCACCACCCUGGUUCAAGUGACUCUCGUGCCUCAGCCUCCCGAGUAUAUUACAGGUGUGCACCACCACAUCCAGCUAAUUUUUGUAUGUUUAGUAGAGACGGGGUUUUGCCAUGUUGGCCAGGCUGGUCUGGUACUCCCGACCUCGAGUGAUCCACCCACCUUGGCCUCCCAAAGUGCUGGGAUUACAGGCGUGAGCCACUGCACCUGGCCAGUAGUUUACUUUUUUAUUUUUAUUUUAUUUUUGAGACAGAGUCUUGCUCUGCCACCUAGGCUGGAGUGCAGUGGCAUGGUCUUGGCUCACUGCAACCUCCUCUGCCUCCCAGGUUCAAGUGAUUCUCCUGCCUCAGACUCCCAAGUAGCUGGCAUUACAGGCACCUGCCACCACACCCAGCUAAUUUUCCUAUUUUUAGUAGAGACAGGGUUUCACCAUGUUGGCCAGGCUGGUCUUGAACUCCUGACCUCAUGCGAUCUGCCCACCUCGGCCUCCCAAAGUGCUGGGAUUACAGGCGUACUUUUUUAGAUUUAUGUGCCCAGAGGUCAUUGGGCAAAGAGUAGGUCUUCAUAUAUCUUAAUCCUUCCAUUUCUGGACCAUAUUUGCCUUUUUUUUGUCUCACAAACUGAACUUGUGAAUCACCAGAGAAGAUAAUUCCAUCAUCGGAUUUGCUCAAGGAAAGGCGUUUGAUACUUAGAACAUCAGUAUGUGUGUGUGUGUAUAUAUACACACACAAAAACACAGAAAUGACUGCCUAAGGGAUCACUCAAUGUCAGAGAUGGAUGCAGUUAUGGCAGAUGUUGGGAAAGAAUGGGUAAAAAGAAAAAAAAAGUCCCUUGUGCUUUAGACAAUACAUUUUCUCGGUCUUUUGCCUCAUUAUUUAAAGAUGCUAUAAUCUAUAUGACCCAGUCCUGAAAAUAGCAAAGAAGAUUCUUAGAGCUGGGGGGCAGUGAAUACUUCUGGUUUGAACAUGUUUAUCUGAACAAGUCGAAAAUGUACAUCCCAAAAGAUCAAUAAGCUUUUCACAAAAAGUAAGUGUGAAUAAAUGUGGUUAAUUCAAUAUAA